Molecule: messenger RNA, 4131 nt
Organism: Diorhabda sublineata
Lineage: Eukaryota; Metazoa; Arthropoda; Insecta; Coleoptera; Chrysomelidae
Exons: 6
Coding region: 1-4131 (1376 amino acids)
Biological process (GO): DNA integration
Molecular function (GO): nucleic acid binding
Source: RefSeq, a predicted model, not a curated record
AUGUUCAACUUCACAGAGUACUUUGAUAACUCCUACCACAUAAUUCGAAUAAUAGAAAAUAAAAUUACUUUACAAAUAGAACAAUUAAACCCAUUAUGGAGAAAACAUGCGAAACGAUCUCUUUUUGACGGAAUUGGCUCAGCAAUAAAAAUUAUAACAGAAAAAUUCAUAGAUAAAAUUAACGAAUCAGUUCCAGGAUUUGAUGAAAUACAAAUGCGAUACGACAAUCACUUAAAUUUAUUAGAUGAAUUUGACAAAAUCCAAUCGAUUAUAGAGUCUGAAUGUAAAGAGGAUGACUUAGAUGAACAAUUCAAUGAACGCGAUACAUUUCAAGAUAGAUAUUAUGCUGCUUUUGAUUUUUUGAAACAAUUUAUACAAACUUUACAACCACGUCUAGAUACAAGCGUUGAACAAAAUUCAAAUUCAGUUAACAACAUUUCGUCGAAUAAUUUUGAUCCUCUUCAGAAUGUUUUAUUACCAAAGUUAAAAUUACCUAGCUUUGAUGGAGAGUUUCAUCAUUGGCUUCAAUUUAAAACCAAUUUUAAAACUAUCAUAUGUGACAAUACAAAUUUGAAUGAGAAUCAGAAAUUUCAGUUUUUAAAGGCGUCUCUAGAAGGGUACGCUUCUCGAUUUAUUGAAGGUUUAGACAGUACAGACAAACCAUUUGAAAGAGCUUGGAACCUUUUAGAUGAAAGAUUUGAUAAAAAACAAUUCUUAAUCGAUAGCCAUUUCAAGUCUAUUCUAAGUGUGCAAAAUAUUGUUAGAGAAAAUUAUAUACAAUUUCGUAAGUUAUUAGAUGAAAUUUCUAAACAUUUAACAUCGCUAGAAGGCUUAGAGUUAACUAAAGAUAUUUUAUACGACUCCUUUAUUAUUUAUAUUGUGUCCAAUAAAUUGGACAAAAAUACGAUUCGUGACCGGAAAGAAAUGAAAUAUCAUUCUGAAUUACCAACUUUGGACGAAUUUAUGAAUUUCUUGAAAGACAAAUCUGACAUUUUACAAUGUUUGGACGAGUCUCAACAAACAACUAAAUCCAUAGGCAAUUUAAGUCAUGAUAAACAAAAUUGUAAACACGGCAAAUGUACAAUAUGCAAAAGGAAGCACAAUACACUGCUUCACAAACAAUAUAAUGUAGUACCCUCGGCAAAUAAUCCUUCUAAUGAACCAACAACUUCGAUGAAUGUAGUUGUAAACCACAAUAAUUCAAAUACGAUUUUAAAAGCGGAAACUUUCGCCAAUUCACUGUUAUCUACCAUCUCAUGUCAAAUUAAAGACAACCAAGGCAAUUUUCAUCAAAUAAGAGCCCUGCUGGAUUGUGGAGCUCAAUCCAAUAUAAUAACUGAAAGGCUAUGUAGUUUACUAAAUAUACCAUUGUUACCUACCAAUGUCUCAAUUUCUGGAAUAGUCGUCCCUGCAAUAACUGGUAAUAUUCCAUUUGCUUAUUUUAAUCCUAGUACAUUAAAGAUACCGGAACAUGUUCAAUUAUCUGAUCCCAGUUUUGGAUGUCCACAAGAAGUCGAUUUAUUGUUGGGCGCCAAUAUAUUUUGGGAUUUGUUAUUAAACGAAAAAAUAAAAUUGGGAAAUAAUAUGUUAGUUAACACUGUAUUUGGAUGGAUAGUAACAGGUGCGCUUCCAAUUGAUAAUAAUAAAACAAUCAUGUGUAACCUUUCAAGUCAUAUUCCUGAAGAUGACCAGUUAAAGAAAUUCUGGGAAAUUGAAGAAAUAAAAGGUAGUAAUCAAUUUUUAUCUCAAGACGAUAUUGUGUGUGAGUCUUUAUUUAACGAAAAUACUUUCCGCAUAGAAAACGGUCAGUUUGUAGUAAAAUUCCCGUUAAAACAAUCCCAAGAACUAUUGGGCAGGUCUAAACCCGAAGCAAUUAGAAGAUUUAAGACAUUAGAAAAACGGUUCGCGGAUGUUCAAUUUAAACAAUUAUACACCGAUUUUAUUCAAGAAUAUGAAACUUUAGGUCAUAUGACUAAAUUAACUAUUGAACCCGAUGGAAUUAAAUACUUUUUACCACAUCAUGGUAUUUUAAAAGAAAUGAGUACGACAACUCGUUUACGCGUAGUUUUUGAUGGAAGCUGUAAGACGUCUACAGGGUGGUCGCUUAACGAUCUACAAUAUAUCGGCCCUAAAGUUCAGAAUGACAUUAUAAACAUUCUUUUACGAUUCAGAACAUAUAAAUUCGUGGUUUCCGCUGACAUAUCAAAAAUGUAUCGUCAAAUUCUCAUAGAUCGAGGGCAUAGACCUUUACAACAGAUACUAUGGCGUGAUAACCCCAAAAGUAACUUUUGCACUUAUCACUUGAAUACAGUUACAUAUGGAACUCGAUCAGCUCCAUAUCUGGCUAUCAAGUGUAUUAAGACGCUAGCGGAACACUAUAUGAAUCAAUACCCCAAAGCCUGUGAAACAAUACUAAAGGACAUGUACGUGGACGAUUUGUUGACCGGUUCUAACGAUUUAAUAGAAUUACAAACAUUGUGCAAAGACAUAUAUGAUGUCUUAUCAUCCGCUAAUUUCAUGUUAAGAAUGUGGAUUUCUAAUAAUUUUCAAGUAGUUUGUGGCUUCAAAGAUAACAAUAUCUCAAAUGCAAUUUUAGAUAUAGAUGUCCAUUGCUUCUGCGAUGCAUCGAGAGAUGCAUAUUCAUGUUGCAUAUACUUAUGCAGUGUUGACGAUAGCGGAAAUUAUAACGUUCCAUUACUAUGUGCCAAAACCAAAGUGUCGCCACUGAAGACAAUAACAAUUCCAAAACUUGAAUUGUGUGCUUGUCUUCUAGGAGCACAACUAGUAAAUACUGUGGUCAAUGCCCUCAAUUUAAAAAAUAUUCAUUACUGUUUGUGGUGCGAUUCUCAAGUCGCCCUAUGUUGGAUUAACACGGAACCCAAUUUAUUACAGACCUUUGUUGCUAAUCGCGUAUCUAAAAUACAAUCUCUCACGAACAUUGAAAAUUGGAGGUAUGUUUGUACUAAGGAAAACCCUGCAGAUUUAGCAUCUCGAGGUAUAAUGCCUAAAAUGCUGAUGUCAAAUGCAAUUUGGUGGAAAGGACCUCAAUUUUUAUUGUUACAAUCAUCAGAUUGGCCAAUUACUAAUUUUUCAAUUUCUAAACACGAUCUCCCAGAACUAAGAAAAUCUAAAACUAUUUUGGUCAUAUCACAACAUACAAAAAUUUGUGAUUUAUUUACAAAAUUCUCUUGUUUACAACGAUUAAAAAGAGUCACAGCAUAUUGUAUGCGUUUUAUCAAUAAUACACGAAAAUCUGAUACCAAAGUUAUUGGCCCAUUAUCAGUUGAAGAAUUGGAAAACACCAAUACUAUUUUAAUUAAAUUAUCUCAAAUUGAAUCAUUUUCCGACGAGCUAGAAUUACUUCGUAAAAACAAGCAAUUAGAUGCUAAACAUAAAUUUGCCUCAUUAGCGUUCUUUAUUGAUGAGAAAGGAAUCAUCAGAGUUGGGGGACGAUUAAAAAAUACUUACUUACCAUUUAACAUCAAAUAUCCAAUCUUACUCUCAAGUAAACACAAUUUUACCAAGCUAAUUUUUAAUCAUAAACAUAGUCAAUUGUUACACCCAGGACCACAACUACUAUUAAGUUCGGUUCGACAAUUCUACUGGCCUGUUGGUGGUUCUAUAUUAGCCAAACAAACAGUGAGAAAUUGCGUGAAUUGUUUCAAGUUCAAUCCUAUUCCAUUUUCCUGUCCAAUGUCAAACCUACCGAAUGAAAGAAUUAGGCCUACGCUUCCAUUUGAAGUGACCGAAGUUGAUUAUGCCGGCCCAUUCUAUAUUUUGAACAAACCAGGUAAAGGAGCUAAACUUAAUAAAUGUUAUUUGGCUAUUUUCGUUUGUUUUUGCACUAAGGCAAUACAUUGCGAAAUAGUAACUGAUUUAACUUCCAACAAUUUCUUAGCAUGCUUAAAACGCUUUGUAUCUAGACGAGGUGUUCCCAAAAUAAUAUAUUCCGAUAACGGAUCUACAUUUCACGGCACUAACAACUUAUUGAAAGAUCUUAUUAUAGCCUGCGUUAUAUAUCUAAUAAUUAGAAUAAGAAGAAAGAAGAACCAACCCGAAAGGGAGACAACAAACGAAGAAGAUGUUUUGAAAAAUUUUCCUCUAAUGCCGAACUCUGGUCCAUCCCCAUAG